This is a messenger RNA of Anguilla anguilla (European eel), 5207 nucleotides long. It is a transcript of the gene ppig, whose product is annotated as peptidylprolyl isomerase G (cyclophilin G). The record is from RefSeq and is a predicted model, not a curated record. The transcript is spliced from 14 exons. Gene Ontology annotation, biological process: protein peptidyl-prolyl isomerization; protein folding. Gene Ontology annotation, cellular component: nucleus. Gene Ontology annotation, molecular function: peptidyl-prolyl cis-trans isomerase activity. NCBI's taxonomy places the organism in Eukaryota, Metazoa, Chordata, Actinopteri, Anguilliformes, Anguillidae. Bases 1439 to 3568 code for a protein of 709 amino acids.
GUCAUUUUGCGUCGUAAAUUGUGUUAGGUCUGUAUAAAAUUCCGCUUCGAGUGCGAUAAAUAUCUACGGAGAAAAUGUGGAGUAGCUAGACUAUGUGCGUAGUCUAACGUUAUUUAGUUGAAUCUGCUAGGUUAAGUGAAAAAGAUGGCUAGAAGGCAAGUUAUCGCGACAGUGUAGACUAAACUAGACUAGCAUAAAGCAGCAAAGCAAACAAGUAACGUUGAUGCUUAACAUAUCCCAUGCGGGCGAGGCUUACUUAUGGAAGAUUUUCAGUGAGCCUAUUAAAUGAAAUCGCUACAGCGGCACAGUGAAAUGUACAUAGUACCUCUUGCAUUUGGUCCGUGUACGUUGGGGAUAUUUUGAUUUUCUUUUCAAAAACGAACUCACGUUAUUUCGUUUUUUUAUAUAAAACGAAUUAACCGAUAAAUGGCGUGUUUAUUCCAUUUCUAAAGUUUCCCACCGGUAGUUGAUUCAGAUUUCAAACCGUAAUUCAUGUUUUACAUGUACAUUUGUAUACGUUUUGUGUGUACGCGUGGAACUAAAAAACAACUAGCCUACCCAAAAAAGAGUUUUUAAGGGUGAAAUGCGUUUUUGUCCAACCAGGAAGUAGCAAUCAGCGCGAUUCGUGAUAGGUCACUCCCAGAGUGGAGGAAAAAACAGUAUUUCCAAAAAAAUUGACUAUAUUGUGAGCAAAAUAGUACAUUUGUGACAGGUUUGGAGAUAAUACCAUUGAUUCCCAUUCAAAUCUCAGAAUGCUAAAUAGCUUCAGAAUACUAAAUCGUUCUCGCGGACACAAACCAACGGAGUCGGCUAUCUCCAUCUUUGACAUAAUUACAGUGGUCCUGAAGGCCAAGACAAACUAACAAAUCAGAGAACGCAAAUACAAUUCAUAAAACACAUGAACAACACGUGGCCUCAUUUACAAAAUGUUUAUACGCACCGUCGCACGGAUAUGAUCCUAAAUUCCUAUGCAAUGCCGUUGCACUGCAGGCUCAACGAAUAUGUUUUUCCGACCUGAGUAUAUGGAGAUGUAUAGGCUAUUAGGCUUGACCAUGCGCACGUCGGUUUUACUUUUGUGAUAAGCACUGUGAGACGCAAUGUUGUGUACCAUUAAAUAGGCUAUUGCAGCCGUACGCGUAAGGUUCGGGGGAGACGGUGUGACAUGUCACCCCCCAGUAUUUUCAUAUACUGUAUACUUGUUGCAGACUCGGUAGUAUACUUGUCAGACUUGACGUUGGACUACGCAAGACUAGGUGGUCCUGCGGUGUCUCCCCCUUGAAGUGGAAAUUUUACUAUGUUGAUUAAGGAAGCCCUGAAAGCAAGGUGAAAAAUUGCUUUAAAUGUCGCCCAAAAACCAAGAUUAUCUCCUACAUACAAGGUUCAGCAAUCAUCAAUCCAACAGGAUCCGUGACUCGGUAGGGAGGUGGUUUGAGAGACUAUGGGGGUGAAGGUACUGCGCCCUCGGUGUUUCUUUGACAUAAGCAUCAACAACGUCUGUGUGGGGAGAGUUGUUGUUGAGCUGUUCUCAGAUGUGUGUCCAAAGACAUGUGAAAACUUUCGCUGCCUCUGCACAGGAGAGAAAGGAGUUGGGAAAGGCACCCAAAAACCACUACAUUAUAAAGGGUGCUUAUUCCACAGAAUUGUAAAGGACUUCAUGAUUCAAGGAGGAGAUUUCAGUGAAGGUAAUGGCAGGGGAGGGGAAUCCAUUUAUGGAGGAUUCUUUGAAGAUGAGAGUUUCUCGGUCAAACACAACAAGGAAUAUCUUCUGUCUAUGGCAAACAGAGGCAAAGAUACAAAUGGGUCACAGUUUUUCAUAACAACAAAACCUACUCCUCAUCUGGAUGGAGUCCAUGUGGUUUUUGGUCAAGUGAUCUCUGGCCAGGAAGUGAUUAAGACCAUUGAAAUUCAGAAGACAGAUGCCAGCAGUAGGCCAUAUGCUGAAGUCAAGGUUCUCAACUGUGGAGAACUUAUUCCAAAAUCUAAAGCAAAAAAGAAGAGGCACAGGUCGUCCACCUCACCCUCCAGAGAGAGCUCCAGUGAGUCUGAUUCAUCGGUGGACUCCUCCAGUUCAGAUGGGGAGCUGGAGAAGGAAUCCAAGAAGUGCAAAAGGAAGCACAAGAAAGAGUCCAAGAAGAAGAGGAGAGAUCGAAAACCAGUUAUUGAUGAUGACGGCUCUCAGGAAGAUGACAGUGGUGAGGAGAAGGGAGAGACCCAACUUGUGUCCACUGUGCGGCCUGAGGAGAUCCCUCCCAUUCCAGAGAACAAGUUUCUUAUGAGGCGAAGUCCCCAGCUGCAGCAAAAAUCUGAAACUGGAAAGGAAAAAGAAAAGGAGAAACUGAGGGUCAGCACGGUGUUUAACUCUCAGCAGUCAUCGUAUCAAAGAAGACUGUUGGUGACGCGUUCUGGCAGGAAGAUUAAAGGAAGAGGGCCAAGACGCUACAGGACUCCGUCACGCUCCAGAUCCAGAUCAAGGGACCGUUUUUGGCGCAGUGAGACCCCUCCACACUGGCGCCAAGAGAUGCAGAGGGCCCAGAGGAUGAGGGCCCCAUGUGGAGAGCGCUGGAUCAAAGGAGACAAGAGUGAUUCAAUGGAGGGAAAGAAUGAAAUCACCAAGUCCUCAACAAGAGGGAGUGAGAGCAAAUGGGACAUCUCAGAUGGCCCCAAUCUAAACUGGGACAAAGAAAGAAGGAGCCAUCCGCACAGGUCUACGAGCAAAGAGAGGAAUGACCAGAAGGCUGACAAGGACAAGAAACAUGACAAACACAAAGCCAAGAAAAAGGACAAAUCCCACAGUCGUAGCAGGAGCAAAGGAAGGGGUUGCAAGUCACACAGCAGAGAGAGGGAUCACAAGUACAGCAAGGGUGAGGAAAAGAGGGAUAUCUCAAUGAGCAAGUUUAGAAACCAUGCCAAAGGGAAGGAAACCUCUGAAUUGGGGACAAAAGAGAGGGAGAAGAGCAAAAGCAUAGAAAGGACAAAGGGAGCUGAGGCAGAGGCAAAGGAAAAGAAGGAAAGGAGGGGCAGGAACAGGGAUAAGUCCAGGGCUAAGUCCAGGAGUAUGGAGAGGGACUCCAACAAGGACCAACAGAAGUGGCCCGGCAGCAGGAGCAGAGAGUGGGGCAAGCAGGGCUUAUCCUGGGAUAGAGACCGAGAUCGGGAGCAGAGCCUGCGUCCCUGGGACAGGGAGAACCGGAGGAGAGGGAGGUCCAAGAGCCAGGACAGAAAGAGGAGUCCAAACAAGGGCAAGAGUAGAGACUCACGGAAGGGAUGGAGGUCCAGGAGCAUGAGUGGCAAUGACCAAGACAACAGUCACAAUAAGGACAGCUCCUCUCACAUGAAGAGCCGAGCAGACAAGGAGGAGCACAGAAGGAAGAUAUCUAAGAGCUGUAGUAGCAGCAGGAGCAGCAUCAGCUCUGUCAGUGGUGCAGAGCACAGGGGCAGGAACAAGGGCAGUCAAAGUGGUAGCCCCAUUUUGAAGAAAACAGACAGUAGCAGAGAUGGGGAACACUCUCACAAGGCCAAGGAGAAGAGGUUGUCUGCUUCCCAGGAGAAGAAUCAAAAGUUAGAGUGAAGAGAGGGAGAAUUCAGAGCAAGGAAAAGAAAUGCGACUCCAGCCCAAGUACUGAUGAGAUGGCUUAACAUUGGUUUUAAUAUUGAAUAACAUUUCUUGACGCAUGGUAUGUCCUGCAACCUCUGGACUCUCUUCAGUGCAAUGGAAUUUCUUCAGGCUGUUGACGUGUUUUAAGCAUCUUUAAGAAGUGACAUCAGUCAGCUGUUCAAAGAAUCGGCAGUCAUGUUUAUACUACCGAAGUUUUAUUAAAACUUUAGAAUAGUGUGCAAUCUUGUUUUGUGUGCCUGGUAUGACACUUCAGAUUGGUGUCCUUUUUUUCUUUUUUUAUUACUUUAUCCUAAAUAUAAGUUGCAGAAAUGUACAGCUCAAUAGUUAGCUUCUGAAAUUCUUUCAAGAGCCUCCUUUAAAGUGACUUGAGGACUUGCGCAUUUUUUUUUUGCUGUAUUUGUAGUAGUGAUCAUCAUCUUGUCUGAAAUGUAUCAUCUCUUUCUCCCAAGGGUUUUUUUUGUUAGCCAUUCAAACAUCAUGCUCAAGACAUAGAGUUGGGCAAUAUAUCACAACAAUAAUCAUAAUAUUUUUAAGCAUAACACCAAUUGAGGUAGAUAAGCUUUCUUCUGUCUUUAUUUCUUAUUUCAUACUUGAUUCAGUAGUAAACAUCCACACUUCAGAGACCACAUGAAAUUUUUCCAGGGAAAAAACAUCACCACUGAUAUAUACUCACCGGCCACUUCAUUAGGUGACAAGAGUGGCACCCGGUGUGGUCUUCUGUUGCCAUUAUUUUUAAUUAUUAUUUUUGUGAUAUGUCGCCCAAUAGUUAUUCCCCCCCCCCUUUCUUCAAAAAUGUUUUUAUUGAAUGGACAGGUUUGUGUCAAAACGGCAGAAUUGGUGUAUAAUGCUUUUUGCUUUAAGGGUUUAAUUCCGCACAGUGAUAUUUGUACAUCAUCAUUGUGGCUCUCAGAAGUCUGCACAGCUGGGCAAUUUCAAAGCUUGAAAUGGCAACAGCAUUAGAUUUGAUGGCAUAUAUAAGGUAUCCUUUGGUAGGCAGUUGUCAUACUUAUGUGGCAGAUAGGAUGGCUGCCAGAAUUGUAACAUUUUAAUUCACUUGUAUAACCCAUUUCAUUCAUUCAAGUAGUUUUCAUUUGAUUUAGAGGUUCUGGAAUUGGAAAAGCAAUUAAAGUUUUUGGGCGAGAAAGUAGAAUUGUAAGGACAGAAAUGUGUAGGAUACUCAGAAAUUUUGUUGCCCUUGGAUUUUCUUUACAUUCAUUUUACUAAGGAGUUAAGUGCAUGGCCAUAUUUUGGACCACUUUUCCCAUAUGUAAUUUUUAUGUUGGCAACAGAAUCAUUGCAUUCAAGAAAAACCACACCAAAUCUUUCUGGAAUAUAGUGUUUAGUGAAACCUUUAAUUUGGAAAAUUUAAUCUUAACCUGUUUAAUGCCAUCCUUAUCCAGUUUGUGAAGUGGGCUUUUAAUUUCAGUCCCUGAAUGUUUAAUCAUUUUCCAUUCAAGGAUUGCUCUUUAUUGGGGUUGUUGGUAAAAUCAUAAAGGUUAUAUAAAUGUGAAGUCCUAGCUUUAUUUAAAAAAUCUAACAAUACCUGUAGUGUGAUCUGUUAUAAAAUAAAAAUCUAAAUGCACCUCUUCAA